AUGAAUGUUCUCUAUCCAUUCACCACUGUCAUUCCCACGCUUCUUGCACCAAUAUUGCUGGAUCUUUCCGGUGUUCUUGUGUUGUUGGAUAUACUGGAAAUGGGAUUCUUUGCCAAGGUAAAUUGUUAUUUUACUUUUUAAGAUUGCGUUUAAAGGAAAUGUCAAACAAUAUACAUCAUUGAAUAAAAAAGAAGAUCUUAAGGCCCGUUUACACGGUCGGAUUUUUGAUGCGAUUUUAGUUGCGAUUUUCUCCUUUCGUAGGAUGUGAAGGAGUUGAUCAGUUAUAAAUAUCCCAGGUUAUGAAAUUUCAUAACAACAUCAUUAACUAAUCUACUCCUUCACAUCCUCCAAAAGGAGAAAAUCGCAGCAAAAAUCGCCCGUGUAAACGGGCCUUAAGUAAAGGCCGUUUCACACUUCAACCGGAAAUUGUGCUGAAGCGUAGCGUAUUUCUUUGUUUCCUGAGCACUAGAAUGGAACUAACGACUUCGAUAGAAAUGAGAAUGCCACGAUAGGAUGAAAUGGGAAACGCACUUAAGUUCUUUUCUUGAAGAGAUCGGAAUCAGAUUAAUGCAAAUAUUACGUUUUUCUUUGUUACAUGUUAAUAGACAUCAAUGAAUGUUCAUUAUCCAUUGAUACCUGCCACCCAAAUUCAACUUGUACGAACAUUAACGGAUCCUUCGAAUGCGUCUGUGAUACUGAAGAUGCGAACGUUUGCCAAG
Messenger RNA from Paramuricea clavata, 719 nucleotides. Lineage: Eukaryota; Metazoa; Cnidaria; Anthozoa; Malacalcyonacea; Plexauridae. The record is from the annotation of a GenBank genome assembly.